AUGGCGGCGCAAGAGCGGCCGUAUCAGCCAUCACUUCCAUGGCGUGUCAGCUCAGCCAUUCACAUCGGAUUGGUCGGCUUUCUUUCUCGGAGUUUUCUUUACGCAUUGAAUAGAACGCAGACGCAAGGUCUUGAUAGAUUCCUCGAAAUCCUCGAUAGCAGGAAGGAUGAGACGAAAAGAACGCGCGGUUUGGUCACUGUAUCGAACCAUGUGAGCGUACUAGAUGAUCCCAUGAUAUGGGGUGUUUUACCGAAUCGUUAUUUUUGGAACCCAAACAACAUGCGGUGGGCUCUCGGUAGCCACGAUGUAUGUUUCAAGAACCGCUUGAUGGAGAGCUUCUUCUCGUAUGGAAAUACUCUUCCAAUGCAUCGCGCGGCAUAUUCCAAAUUUGGCGGCCUCUUCCAACCUACCAUGUCACACGCCAUUCGACUUCUUAGUGACCCUCACGCCCAUACAGCCCCAGAGAACUGGGAAGGUGCUCCACGUCCGUCCAAUAGUAAUCCGCUGUCUGAGAGCUUCCCACGCUCUGACCCCUUCUCCACCGCGGAAUUGACAUACACAACAACCGGCAGUGAUCGAUUUCCCGCCCCUGAUGUCUACCCUAGUCGACGCUUCAGUUGGGUCCACAUCUUUCCCGAGGGCAUGAUCCAUCAACACCCCGACAAAGCCAUGCGAUAUUUCAAAUGGGGCGUCGCUCGCCUGAUUCUAGAAGCAGAGCCUUGUCCGGAUGUUCUGCCCAUGUGGAUCGACGGUCCCCAACAUGUCAUGGAUGACAAGAGGCCGUGGCCUCGUCCGCUUCCCCGAGUGGGCCGCGACAUCAGCAUAAACUUUGGCGAAUUGGUAGACACCGAGAAGGUCUUCGAACCGUACCGGAAACGUUGGCAGGAAUUGAAAGCGCGUGCAAGGGAGCAGCGACAAAAGUUCCUUACGCCUUCAUCAACGGCAUCCGACGAUGAGAAGCAGGCUCUAGCAAACGCUUGGCCACAAGACGGCGAUGCGCCUACCGGUCUGCUCACCGACUGGGAUCUUAAGUAUGGGCCUGAGGCUGAGCAGCUCCGCAUCGACGUCACUCUUGCUGUUCGUAACGAGGUCCUCAAAGUUCGACGAGCAACAGGAUUGCCUGAUGAGGAUCCUAAGCGUGGCCUGGCAGAGACUUUCCGCGCCGAGGGUGGCGCCGGACAACCGAGGACUGGACCCAAAGCCGACGGAAGCGUAGUAACAGAGGACUGA
Dissoconium aciculare CBS 342.82 is the source of this 1230-nucleotide messenger RNA. RefSeq lists its product as uncharacterized. Gene Ontology annotation, molecular function: 1-acylglycerophosphocholine O-acyltransferase activity. The transcript is spliced from 4 exons. Gene Ontology annotation, biological process: cardiolipin acyl-chain remodeling; inner mitochondrial membrane organization. Gene Ontology annotation, cellular component: mitochondrial membrane. Bases 1 to 1230 code for a protein of 409 amino acids. Lineage: Eukaryota; Fungi; Ascomycota; Dothideomycetes; Mycosphaerellales; Dissoconiaceae. The record is from RefSeq and is a predicted model, not a curated record.